AUGGCGCCACCGGCGCAGCAGCCGCAGCAAGUGGUCAAGGUGCCCGCACCGUCAGCAUCACCGCUGUACAACAACCUGUGUGCCCUCGGAGGCGGCGCCGCGUUUGUGCACAAGUGCCAGGUUGUCAUCCUGCCCAGUCUAGCCGCCAGCGCGGAGGCCGCCCCACAGGCCCGCAGGGUCGACGUGCCCAACGCGGCCUCGAUCCAGUCUGUGUGCGCCUGCCGCGUCGGCGCCGCGGCGCUGGUCGCGCUCGGAGGCGACGCAGGCGUGCAGCGCGACGGCGCGCCGCUGUGGGAAAUUCAGGCCCACUCUCGCUGGCUGGCCGCGCUCGACAUGCACCCCACCCGUGACGUCAUCGCUUCCGUCUCAGAGGACUCCACGAUCGGCGUCUGGCGCCUCCCCAGCUGCCAGCUCUCGCGCUCGAACAGCGGCGCCGGCGCCGCGGCGGCCGCUUCCGCAGCACAGGCCCCCGCGCCGCUGCUGUCGGCUGCAGCGCUGGGCUGCUGCCUGACGGGCGUCGCGUUCUGCGGGGAGCGGGACGACGACGUGGCGGCGGUUGCGGUGGACGGGGAGGAGCUGCUGAUCUGGCGGGGAGGAGCGGCCACCUGCGCCGCGGCGGCGGGCCGUUGA
Messenger RNA from Monoraphidium neglectum, 630 nucleotides. RefSeq lists its product as hypothetical. Bases 1 to 630 code for a protein of 209 amino acids. Gene Ontology annotation, molecular function: protein binding. Lineage: Eukaryota; Viridiplantae; Chlorophyta; Chlorophyceae; Sphaeropleales; Selenastraceae. The record is from RefSeq and is a predicted model, not a curated record. The transcript has 5 exons.